UGCACAGGCUGCAGCUCGCUCAGUGUGCUUUUGGAGAUUACUCUGCCCCUCGAAGAAAACCGUCACCAUGGUCGACGCCUUCUGUGCCACUUGGAAACUGGUUGACAGUGAGAAUUUCGAUGAGUACAUGAAGUCACUGGGUGUGGGCUUCGCCACCCGGCAGGUCGGCAAUGUGACCAAGCCCACCGUCAUCAUCAGCCAGGAGGGUGACAAGGUGGUGAUUCGCACCCAGAGCACCUUCAAAAACACAGAGAUCUCCUUCAAGCUGGGAGAGGAGUUCGACGAGACCACCGCCGACGACAGGAACUGCAAAUCCACAGUGACUAUGGACGGAGACAAGUUGGUCCACGUCCAGAAGUGGGACGGCAAAGAGACCAAGUUCAUCAGAGAGCUCAAGGACGGCAAGAUGGUCAUGAAUCUGACCUUUGAAGACGUCCACGCGGUGCGUACCUACGAGAAGGCAUGAGUGCUCCAACCGACAGCAUCCCAACCCGGCCAAGAAGUGUUGAUUUUAUAAUUAUUAUUGACUGUAUGCUUCUCUUUGCACUUCAUCCUCCUCCACGUGUGCACAGCCUGCAGGCUGCACAUGUUUUGUUAUAAUUUUUUUUUAUAUGAAGAGAAAAAAAACCAUUUCUGUCGUGACGGAUGGAUCGUCUUUGUAACCCUGUGUGAAACAAGAAAUAAAAAACACAGAGAAAAAAAAGUUUGUCUCUUCUCUGUUGUGU
Molecule: messenger RNA, 725 nt
Organism: Centropristis striata (black sea bass)
Lineage: Eukaryota; Metazoa; Chordata; Actinopteri; Perciformes; Serranidae
Product: fatty acid-binding protein, brain
Exons: 4
Coding region: 68-466 (132 amino acids)
Biological process (GO): fatty acid transport
Cellular component (GO): nucleus; cytosol
Molecular function (GO): fatty acid binding
Source: RefSeq, a predicted model, not a curated record